GGAUUAGCGACGGGUCCCGUUUCCAUGAGAAAUCGCGGAUUUCCGCCGCCGAGCGGGGCGGCACCGGUCGCAUUUUGGGGAGGGCACCUCCUCCGAUCCGUAGAUGUGGCGACCGCCCGCCAAAUCCAUGGAUCGCUAAUCCAUGUUUGCGCGCUCCCGAGUGCCGAGAGGGCUGGUGGGAUUUGGGCAUUGCGUGGCAACCACCUUUCGACGCAGACCCUUUGUGUAAACCGAGAAGACGUUCGACAAUGAUGUGCAGGUCCGUUUGUUGGGCAGGUCGCUCGAUUUGCGACUCAUCCUAGGCCAAUUUGACUUAACAAGAGGGUAUUAUUGGUGUGGUCUGCCUUUGGAGGCGACGUGAGACGUGUUGCGUAAAUUUCAGCUGAUGCGGCCCGUCCAGAUCAUGCGCUGACUGAUUGAAGCUGCCCUGUGCGGCCACUCUGAGGUGGUACAGUACCUGUGCGCGGCAGAUGCGGACACGGACUAGGCGAAGCAAAAUGGAGCGACGCCCUUGUUCUUCGCUGCCCAGCAUGGCCAUCACGAGGUGGUGAAGCACCUGUACGCGGCAGGAGCGGACAAGGACAAGGCGAAGCAGAAUGGAGCGACGCCCCUGUUCCUUGCCGCCCAGCAUGGCCAUUACGAGUUGGUGAAGCACCUGUGCGCGGCAGGAGCGGACAAGGACAAGGCGAUGUAAAAUGAAGCGACGCCCUUGUUCAUCGCCGCCCAGAAGGGCCACUCGGCGGUGGUGACGCACCUUUGCGCGGCAGGAGCGGGCAAGGACCAGGCUUUGCCAAAUGGACCGACGCCCUUGUUCAUCGCUGUCGAGACGGGUCACCCCGAGGUGGUGACCCACCUUUGCGCAGCAGGAGCGGACAAGGACAAGGCGAAGACAAGCCACUCCAAUGUGGUGCAGCACAUGUGCUCGGCAGAUGCGGAUAAGGACAACGAAGCAACGCCAUUGCACAUCACAGCCGAGAGGGGCCUCUCCGAGCUGGUGAUGCACCUUUGCGCGGCGGGAGCAGGUAAGAACAAGGCGAAGACAAGUGGAGCGACGCCCGUGUUCACCGCCGCCCAACAGGAUCACUCCGAGGAGAUGCAGCACCGCUGUGCGGCAGGUGCGGACAAGGACCAGGCAUGGCAAAAUGGAGCGACGCCCAUCUUCAUCACCGCCCAACAUGGUGACUCCGGGGUGGUGCCGCGCCUCGUGUGGGACAGGGUCUGAUGACCUUUGGCGCGACCUUUUGGAAGCUGUUCCCACGCGCCCACAGUUAAGGCAAAACCUGAGAGGCGGGAUUGUUUCCAGUCGC
This is a messenger RNA of Prorocentrum cordatum, 1307 nucleotides long. The record is from the annotation of a GenBank genome assembly. NCBI's taxonomy places the organism in Eukaryota, Dinophyceae, Prorocentrales, Prorocentraceae.